UGACUGACCUGCACCGGUUCAGCCAGCAUCGCCGCGUCCGUCUCGUACUGCUUCGGACUCCGCGGAUUUUUCUCGUCCCCCUCUUCGCCCCUCCUCGAGGAAUAUCUGAGGAAAAUCUGACCCAGUGUAAUCGCUUCCCUGGCUCUAGGUAUCGUGCCUAGUGAAAAGUUGCGAUUUGUGGUGUCUCUGUGCAAGGAGGUACGGGUGGUGUCUGUUUGCGUGUGAUUUUGUGACAGGUAUCCGAGGCGAAGGAAGAUGGUGAAGUACGAUUGCCCGUUCGACAAGUCGACGCAAGAGGAGGCCGAGAAGGAGUUGCGCGAGACGAGCGAGAUCCGGGAAAGCGCGCUCGAGAAAAUCCAGGAGUGGAUCGAGAAAAACCCGCGCAUCGAAACGUGCAGAACGGACCCGAAUUUCCUGCUGCGAUUUUUGAGGACGAAGAAAUUCAGCAUGAUGCAAGCGCAAGAGGCCCUGGAGCGCUACCUACUUCUCAGACAAACGUAUGGCUCCAUGAUGUUCCUCAAGCUCGAUGUUCAAGAGCCGCGAAUGCAAGAACUCCUCGACGAAGGGUAUUUGUUCGCAGUUCCCGGGCGUGACAAAUAUGGGAGAAGAAUUAUCAUUGCACGGCCUGGUGCUUUUGACAUGGACAAAUAUGCUAACACUGACAUGUGUCGCAUUCAUGGUGUAACAUACGAAACACUAAUGGAGGAUGAAGAGAAUCAAGUUCGUGGCUAUGUCCACUUUUGUGACGGUGCAGGUGUGGCAGUCCGCAUGUUGUCAUUAUUCACUCCCAAGGAGGCAGUGCGCAUCGUAAAAAAUGGAGAGAGAACUCUGCCUAUGAGACAUAAGGAAGUGCAUGUCAUUAAUGUUCAUCCAUCAGUGAAAUUUGCGAUGGACUUUGCGAUGACACUGGUUUCUGAAAAGAUCCGAAAACGUGUAAAGCUCCAUUCAAACGUUGAAGAAGUUCAUGAGCACAUCGACAAGUCAUUGCUCCCGAAAGAGUAUGGAGGCACGAUACCAAUGGCCGAGAUGAUAGAAUCAUGGAAGAAAGAGCUCCUUGCAAAGCGAGAGAUGCUGCUGAGCAACGAUGAUAUGCGGGUGAGAGAGGAUCUUUUCAGCGAGGGCGCUAGACAAGGAGCGGUGUCAGCUUUGAGAGGCGGAUGCGGACCUCAAAAUGAUAUAAUGGCUGGCAGUUUUCGGAAACUAGCCAUCGAUUAGAAUAUAUAAUAAUGCUUGGGACAACUUUUUUGCUCCCUUACCUUGUGGAUAACCAAAGAAGCAACUAGGAAAACACAAAACUGAAAAAACAUAAAGUUCGACGAGAGCUGUUUAAACCUCCAAUGACUAAAGAAUAUUCCCCACAUUGGAAAGAUUAACAGAAGAAAACUCAAGAUUUUAUACAAAAUCUACUAUAUUGAGACCAAAGCACUAGUUUUAAAAAUUCCAGAAAACGAUUAAACAACGUUUUUUACCUCAGUUCCUCUGUUUAUGCAAUGAGGGCAAAGACAUCAAAUCGGAAGAUGUGCAAGACAUUUCAUUAGAAAAACUCUGGAGAGAGCUCAUUGCUUCGUAAAAGAAGUUAUCAAACAAUCAAACUUUCAACAAAAGCUGAUGAAAAGACAUGGUGAACUACUUUCUCAAAAACCAGCAUAAGCUACAUAGAUUUAUAUCCAUGAAAAGUACCUAUGAAACGCUGAGGAUCAAAAGGUGUUACCAUAUUCUAAUGGUGGAAAAUUUGGCAGAAGAUUUAAGUUUUAAAAAAGUUACCAAUAUGACUUCUUGAUUAAAGUACUGCUAUAACUUUCUCUCAAAUAAGGAGAAAAUUAGUGAGAAAGUAUGCAAACAUAAGAUCAUUCGCACUCUUUUUACCGAAACAUAACAUUCGCCAAAGUUUUCCACAGCAGAAUGGAAAUUGCAACUUUCUUAGCGCUUUAUAUUUUUGUGCACGGACCAAAAAAAUAUUAAAUCUUUUACAUAUGUUUAUUCGAUUUCAUUUACUUGGUGCAUAACACAUGAUUAGUUCCCUAUCAGAAAAUUUAGCAACUUUCAGUGGAACGUCAAGUAUCAUCUCCAGAACUACUCUUUUACCUACUGAUUUGCAGACGUUAGGACAGGACAUUUAAAAUAGCACACAAUUUUAUGUCUGACUUAAGUAACUCCUGAUUUUAUACGUUAUCUUCAGAAAUGUAAAAAUUUUUCUUGUUUUUUGUAUAAAAUUCAGAAUUCUCAUCCUUCAUAGUGCUUGUCAUCCAUUCAACUGCAAACGAAUUACGAGUGCACUGGAUGAAAUUUGCCAACUAGAAUAAGUCGAGAAAUAAUUACAUAC
Bemisia tabaci is the source of this 2323-nucleotide messenger RNA. The record is from RefSeq and is a predicted model, not a curated record. Lineage: Eukaryota; Metazoa; Arthropoda; Insecta; Hemiptera; Aleyrodidae.